AUGGAGGACCAAAAUUCGUUGAAUUAUCCCUUGUUACAGCUGUUUAAGGCCGUGUUUGUGACGAUGAAGACUAGAAUCAGCACUGAAGUGUCGUUUAUGCCGAGAAUGCGAGAUUCAAUCGCAGUUGAUAUUCUCCUGCGGCAGACAAUGAUUGGAGGAAUGGAGGCUGAAACCUUGAGUGGUCCUCGUGCUCCAUGCUAUCUCAACUCAACAAUGCAACAGAAGAGUGAUAAUUAA
Sphenostylis stenocarpa is the source of this 237-nucleotide messenger RNA. NCBI's taxonomy places the organism in Eukaryota, Viridiplantae, Streptophyta, Magnoliopsida, Fabales, Fabaceae. The record is from the annotation of a GenBank genome assembly.